Messenger RNA from Cicer arietinum (chickpea), 1263 nucleotides. Its product is annotated as coatomer subunit epsilon-1-like. Gene Ontology annotation, biological process: retrograde vesicle-mediated transport, Golgi to endoplasmic reticulum; intra-Golgi vesicle-mediated transport; endoplasmic reticulum to Golgi vesicle-mediated transport. Gene Ontology annotation, molecular function: structural molecule activity; protein binding. Gene Ontology annotation, cellular component: COPI vesicle coat. The record is from RefSeq and is a predicted model, not a curated record. NCBI's taxonomy places the organism in Eukaryota, Viridiplantae, Streptophyta, Magnoliopsida, Fabales, Fabaceae.
AUUGAUAAUAACAGCCCAAAACAAUUUCAUCACCAUUGCAAAUCUAAACAACACACUUCGAUUUUCUUUUUCUCUUUCUCAUUUUCUGCAAAUCUGUCAUCUAUUAUAGAACCAGUAUCGUAACAAUUCUUCAAGAUCUAGAUCCACUCAUCAAUGGCAACACCAGAUCACUUGUUCAACCUCCGCAACAACUUCUACCUCGGUGCAUACCAAGCCGCCAUCAAUAGCAGCGACGUUAACGGCCUUUCACAAGACGACGUCGUCGAGCGCGAUACUCUCGUCCACCGUUGCUACAUCGCACUUGGACAGUUACAGUUCGUUAUCUCUGAGAUCAAUAGCUCCGCUCCUACACCUCUUCAGGCCGUUAAAUUGCUCGCUCUCUAUUUCUCCUCUCCCGAUGCUAAGGAAUCCGCGAUUUCUAGUAUCAAAGAAUGGCUCGCUGAUCCUGCUAUUGGAAACAACGCUACCUUGAGACUUGUUGCUGGGAUCAUCUUUUUGCAUGAACAGGAUUUUAAUGAGGCGCUUAAAUAUACUAAUGCUGGUGGAACUAUGGAACUGCAUGCGUUGAAUGUGCAAAUCUUCAUUAAGAUGCAUAGGUCUGAUUAUGCUGAGAGACAACUUAGGAUUAUGCAGCAGAUUGAUGAGGAUCAUACACUCACUCAACUUGCCAAUGCGUGGCUUGAUUUGUCUGUGGGAGGAUCCAAGAUCCAGGAGGCACAUUUGAUCUUCCAAGAUUUGUCUGAGAGAUAUCAGUCAACUAGUUUGCUCUUGAAUGGCAAGGCUGUUUGCUGCAUGCAAAUGGGUAACUUUGAUGAAGCUGAGACUCUUUUGGUUGAAGCACUCAACAAGGAUGCUAGAGAUCCAGAAACACUGGCUAAUCUAGUUGUAUGUUGUCUUCACCUUGGCAAACCAUCUUCUAAAUCAUUCAGCCAGCUGAAACUUUCACACCCAGACCAUGUACUUGUCAAGAGGGUAUCAGCAGCUGAAGAAAGCUUUGAUAGAGCGCUACAAUCUGUUUCAUGAGCUCAUGAUUCAAUUAUCUUUCAUGAUUUGAAUGGUGUGGUCUUCCCAUGCAGUUUUAACACCUUAUCGUGGGCUAUUGUAUUGAUUGCAUAUCUUAAAACAUAAUCAGUUGGAUAAAUGUGUUAUAGAAUUUAAAAAGUUUCAAAUUUUAUGACUAUAUAAUAUAUUUGUUUUACUUAAGUCUUGAUGUUGCAAAAAUUACAGCUGAUAUUAAUUUUUACUACUAUGCAAGUUCAUUUA